CAGGGCGGGACACACGUUUCAGAGCGGGACACCCGGCUCGGGGCGGGCUCUCUCAGGGGGUGGGUCCGGCCCGUGCCGGCGCCGCCAGCGCCGGGUGCGGGUCCGGGUGCGGGUCCGGGCGCGGCCGCGGGCGCCGAUGUCUCCGCGCGCUGCCCCGCCGCGGUUCGGGCCGCUGCAGCUGGCGCUGGCGGCGGCGGGGACGGCGGCGGCCGCCCUGGACCUGUGCAUGGACGGCUGGGUGGCGGCGGAGUACGCGCGGCGCGGCCACCCGGGCUGGGCCGCGCUGUCGCUGGCGCUGCUCGCCGCCGCCUCGGCCGCCGCCCAGGCCUGCAGCUGGCUGUGGCUGCGCUCCGACCCGCCCGCCCUGCGCCCCGCCGUGCCCGCGCCGCUGCUCGCCGCCCUGCACCUCCUGCAGCUCGGCUUUUUCUUCAGGUGCCUCUAUGCCCUGAAGGUGGGCUGGAGGGUGUGCUGGGCCAAGGCAGAGGAGGAGGAUGAGCAGAGGCACAUGGCCUUCCUCUCCCACGACAUCAGCAUGCUGCGGCUCUUCGAGACCUUCCUGGAGAACACCCCGCAGCUCACCCUGCUGCUCUACAUCGUCCUGCGGACAAACAAGGCGGAGCUCUCCCAGGGCCUGGGGAUGGUCACUGCCUUCCUGUGUGUGUCCUGGUCUCUGCUGGACUACCACCAGUCUCUGCGCUCCUUCGUGCAGGACAAGUACGAGCUGAGCCUGGGCUCCUCCGUCAUCUACUUCCUGUGGAACCUCCUCCUCGUCUGCCCCCGCAUCCUGGCCGUGGCCCUCUUCGCCCUGCUCUGGCCCUACGGGGUGGCUGUGCACUUCCCACUGGUGUGGCUGGCCAUGUUCCUCUGGGUCAGCCUGCAGGGCACUGACUUCAUGGAGUCCCCCUGCCCCGAGCAGCUUUACCGGGCCGUGGUGGCUGUGAUCCUCUACUUCAGCUGGUUCAACGUGGCCCAGGGCAGGACGCUGCAGCGCAGCAUCAUCUACCACAGCUUCAUCCUGCUGGACAGCUCGCUGCUGGCCCUGGCCUGGCUCUGGGGCAGGGCUCCCUCUGAGGAGAGCUCCUACCUCCUCCUGCUGCUGGCUGCUGCCCUGCCCUGCUACCUGCUGGGGCUGGGGCUGAGGGUCACCUACUACAAGUGGCUGCACCCCAACGUGCAGGUGCAGAAGGAAGGCAGAUACGACGAGGUGGACGCCAGUGGAGGGGAGGAUGGGGUGCAGUUCCGCUCGUUUUUGGAACCAGACCUUGUCAACAGGCGGAUGCAGUAUCUGGCCCAGACCCACCUCUCCUUGUCCCAGCUGGCACAGCAGCACUUCCUGAAUGGGGCUGCUGCUGUGGAGUCUGCUGUCUGAGGGCAGGAGGUAAACUUGCUGGUUGUGCCCUCCAGGCUGUUGUUUUGGACACUGGGGGGGCCUGGCAGAAGCCAGGGGUGAUGUGGAAACACCCAGUGAGUCCCAUGGCACUCAGCAUGGCUCCCAUGGCUGUACCCUCAAGGAAAGACUGUUUGUGAUGAGUCCAGCACAUUGUGGCAUAUGGCUGAACUGCUGUGUCAACUUUUCUUGUUAUUUAUUACUAGCUUUUUCAAAGAAGAGAAAUGAAAACAAGAGCACUGGUUUA
This is a messenger RNA of Oenanthe melanoleuca, 1634 nucleotides long. It is a transcript of the gene XKR8, whose product is annotated as XK related 8. The transcript has 3 exons. Gene Ontology annotation, cellular component: plasma membrane. The record is from RefSeq and is a predicted model, not a curated record. Bases 137 to 1369 code for a protein of 410 amino acids. Gene Ontology annotation, biological process: apoptotic process involved in development; phosphatidylserine exposure on apoptotic cell surface; engulfment of apoptotic cell. Lineage: Eukaryota; Metazoa; Chordata; Aves; Passeriformes; Muscicapidae.